AUGACUAGAAAGAAGGUGAAACUUGCAUACAUCAACAAUGACUCUGCAAGGAAAGCAACGUUCAAUAAAAGGAAGAAGGGUUUGAUGAAGAAGGUGAGCGAGCUGAGUACCCUUUGCGAUGUCGAUGCGUGCGCUAUCGUUUACAGUCCUUACGACACUCAGCCGGAGAUAUUUCCGUCCCCGUCGGGUGCUCAAAGAGUGCUUGCGAAGUUCAAGAAGAUGCCGGCAAUGGAGCAGAACAAGAAGAUGGUAAACCAGGACAGUUUUCUCAGGCAAAGGAUCGCAAAAGCCGACGAACAGCUGAGAAAACAGAGGAAGGAGAAUAGGGAGAAGGAAAUGACUAGGGUUAUGUUUCAGGGAUUGACAGGUCAAGGAGGAGGAUUGCAGGGUUUGAGCCUGGUAGAUUUGAAAGAUGUUGGUUGGCUCAUUGAUCGGAACUUGAGGGAGAUUGAUAGAAGAAUUGAAAUACUGAAAAGGGAGACUCAGAAGCAAGUAAAGGUGGAAUCAAAAGCAAAUAAUAAUAAUAGUAUAGAAGCAGAUGAGCAUAUUAAUAAUGCGGAAACCAUUGAUGUAGAGAGGUCUUCUGAUGCUGCUGCUGCUGCUUUUGAUAUGAAUAACAUGGAAACCAUGCACAAACAGCCAUGGUUCAUGGACUUGAUGAACCCGGUACAAGAUCAGCAAAUAGGGUUUGGUGGAGAUGAGAUUAUGAUGAAUAUUCUUCCAUUUGGUGAUCAUAACCAUAAUUCUCUUGGGUCUUACCCUUUUUUCCCUUAG
This is a messenger RNA of Ziziphus jujuba (common jujube), 774 nucleotides long. RefSeq names its product agamous-like MADS-box protein AGL80. The coding region runs from base 1 to 774 and encodes 257 amino acids. Gene Ontology annotation, molecular function: protein dimerization activity; RNA polymerase II cis-regulatory region sequence-specific DNA binding; DNA-binding transcription factor activity, RNA polymerase II-specific. Gene Ontology annotation, biological process: positive regulation of transcription by RNA polymerase II. The record is from RefSeq and is a predicted model, not a curated record. NCBI's taxonomy places the organism in Eukaryota, Viridiplantae, Streptophyta, Magnoliopsida, Rosales, Rhamnaceae. The transcript has a single exon.